This is a messenger RNA of Cucurbita pepo subsp. pepo (vegetable marrow), 2394 nucleotides long. NCBI's taxonomy places the organism in Eukaryota, Viridiplantae, Streptophyta, Magnoliopsida, Cucurbitales, Cucurbitaceae. The record is from RefSeq and is a predicted model, not a curated record.
AAGGUGCCCAAUUUCCAGACGGUCGACAUGUCGUUCGCGUUGGAAUUUGGAAUAGCCUGUGGCAUCAAGCCGAAGCAUAACGAGAAGGACGCAGACAUCUGGAAGGGUCAAAAUCCCAAGAGCAGCGACGGCUCAACUACGGAGCUUCCAUUCAAAUUCCCCAUGGGAUGAUUGAAAUUUCAAAGCCUUUCACGGAAACAUAAUUCUGUUCAAUCCUUCCGUGAUGUGGGCGCUUCGGACCCCCCAAUAUACCCAAUACCCACCUUUGUCCCGCCGCCAUUCUUCCGCUCAUUCCCCUUCAAAACCCUCAAUCUGCUCCGUCUCCUUAAACUCUUCAACCGCUGCAAAUUCCAAUAAGAAUCAGUUGAUUCAAUCGCUGUGCAAACAGGGCAAUCUAAAACAAGCCUUUUUGCUCCUCUCCCAUGAAUCCAAUCCUACCCAACGGACGUGGGAGCUUUUAAUCCUCUCCGCCGCUCGCCGGAACUCUCUUUCCGAUGGCCUUGACGUCCAUCGACGCCUCGUCGAUGGGGGAUUUGACCAAGAUCCUUUCCUGGCCACCAAGCUUAUCAAUAUGUUUUCCGAAUUGGAAUCUGUUGACAAUGUACGUAAGGUGUUCGACAAAACGCGUAAGAGAACUAUAUUUGUUUGGAAUGCGUUGUUUAGAGCUCUUGCGUUGGCGGGUCAUGGAAAAGACGUACUGGAAUUGUAUGCCCAGAUGAAUAUGAUGGGAGUUCCUUCUGAUAGGUUUACUUAUACUUAUUUGCUCAAAGCCUGUGCUGCUUCAGAGUGUUUGGUUUCAUUUCUCCAGAAGGGUAAGGAAAUUCAUGCGCAUAUUUUGAGACAUGGGUAUGAAGCUCAUGUUCAUGCAAUGACUACUAUGGUGGAUAUGUACGCAAGGUUUGGGUGUGUUUCUUAUGCAGGUGCUGUGUUUGAUGAAAUGCCUGUGAGAAAUGUGGUUUCUUGGAGUGCUAUGAUUGCGUGCUAUGCAAAGAAUGGGAAGCCAUACGAAGCUUUGGAACUCUUUCGUGAGAUGAUGCUCAAUACCCACGAUACCGUGCCGAAUUCCGUGACGAUGGUCAGCGUACUCCAAUCCUGUGCUGCUCUUUCUGCUCUGGAGCAAGGGAAGCUUAUCCACGCUUACAUUCUUAGGAGGGGUCUUGAUUCAAUCUUGCCAGUUAUAAGUGCUCUUGUGACCAUGUAUGCAAGAUGUGGUAAGCUUGAGUUAGGCCAACUAGUUUUUGACUUUAUGCAUAAGAGAGAUGUUGUCAUAUGGAAUUCCUUGAUUUCGAGUUAUGGAGUACACGGAUAUGGAAGAAAAGCAAUCGAAAUUUUCGAAGAGAUGGUUGAUCAUGGAGUCUCACCCAGUUACAUAUCAUUUGUAAGUGUUUUAGGUGCUUGCAGCCAUGCCGGGCUUGUUGAAGAAGGGAAGGAGUUGUUUGAAUCCAUGGCAAAGAAACAUGGUAUACAGCCUGGUGAGGAGCACUAUGCUUGUAUGGUUGAUCUUCUCGGGCGUGCGAAUCGAUUGGACGAAGCAGCCAAGAUUGUAGAGGAUCUGCGUAUUGAACCAGGGCCAAAAGUAUGGGGCUCUCUUCUUGGUGCCUGUAGGAUUCAUUGUCAUGUCGAGCUAGCUGAACGAGCAAGCAAAAGGCUUUUCGAGCUCGAACCUACGAAUGCCGGGAAUUAUGUACUUCUAGCUGAUGUUUAUGCAGAAGCUAACAUGUGGGAUGAGGUAAAGAGAGUUAGAAAACUACUUGAUUCCCGCGAACUACGAAAGGUCCCAGGUAGAAGUUGGAUCGAAGUACGAAGGAAGAUCUAUUCAUUUACAUCUGUUGAUGAGUUUUAUCCACAGGCAGAGCAGCUCCAUGCCCUGUUAAUGAAUUUGUCAAAUGAGAUGAAGCAAAGAGGGUAUACCCCACAUACUAAAGUGGUGCUGUAUGAUCUUGAUGAGGAAGAAAAGGAAAGGAUUGUGUUGGGUCAUAGCGAAAAGCUCGCAGUUGCUUUUGGACUCAUCAAUACAAGCAAGGGGGACACCAUAAGGAUAUCUAAGAACCUGAGGUUAUGUGAAGAUUGCCAUUCUUUCACAAAAUUCAUCUCCAAGUUUGCUGAUAUCGAGAUUAUGGUUCGAGAUGUGAAUCGCUUCCACCAUUUCAAGGACGGAGUUUGCUCGUGUGGAGAUUAUUGGUAGGUUGUAUACUUGCAAAUCCUUGCCUUAUUCUUUGUUUUUGCUAGUACCAUUAUGAUAAUCACAGGUGAUGCAACAGUUCUAUUGGGCAGCUACAUAGACAUAGUUGAACACUUUCACACACCUUGAAAAUUGAUUUCUUGAGGCCUGUAGUUUUAUUGAGACGUCCUCUAGAGAAAAUGCGAAAGAAAAUGCAUCAUUUUGAUGUGAAA